UUAACCCAUAAAAGUCUCUCUCACCGUUCAUAUCAUAUUUAUAUAUAUUGAUAAGGUGGUGAUAGUGCAGACGUUACAUGCAUUGUAUUGAAACCCAAAGUUUAUUUCUCGAGAAGCAAGCGGAUCAGAGCCUUUCGAUCCAUCUUUAUUACUUUGUUCUCUGUUCUUCUUCAUUUCUUUGUUAAAAAAACAAACCUUUCUCCUCUGUUUUAGAUGGCAAUACAAGCGCAGCUGAGUUACAACGCUCCGUUUAUCGGAACUGGUGGCUCCGAGCUUUCUUUGAUCAACAACGAUGGUGGUAUCGGAAUCAAUCAGUCGUAUAUGAACAACCAGCAAGCUCUGUUUCAUACCCAACAGAACCGUUCUCAGAGCUUUUUCGACGUUCACAUGGAGAAACAGAGGCGAGAGAUCGAUCAGUUCAUCAGAAUACAGAGCGAGAGGCUGAGAUACGCGUUGCAAGAACAGAGGAGGCAAGUGACAGAGACGAUCCUGAGGAAAAUGGAGGCGAAAGCUUUGGUUUUGAUGGCGCAGAAGGAAGAAGAGAUGUCGAGAGCGUUGAGCAAGAACAUGGAGCUCGAGAAUCUGCUGAGGAAGAUGGAGACGGAGAACCGAACGUGGCAGAGAGUGGCUCGCGAGAACGAGGCGAUGGUCGCAACGCUCAACUCGACGCUUGAAAAGGUUCGAGAGAGAGCCGUUGUCAACGAUGCUACAACGGCGGAGGAUGAAGGGUCGUUCUGCGGAGGAGACGACGGAGAUGGUGGUGGUUGUUGCUUGAACUGUGGGUCGUAUGGUGAGACGAGAGUGCUGUUUCUGCCGUGUAGGCAUCUCUGUUGCUGCACGCGUUGCGAGGCUGGUCUAGUUCUCUGUCCGAUCUGUAAUACACCCAAGAAGCAUAGAAUCGAGGCCUUUGUUUUCUAGGGGAAAACAGUUUUACUUCUGCUCUCCGAUUUGUUUUCUGAGUCGGGUGAACGGAGAUGUUUUUACUCCGGGAAGAUGACGUGGCAGGGUGAUUUGGUGUUUUCGAGAAGUUUAGGGGUAAAAAAGUUAAAAGGAAAGUUAGACUAGGAAAGAUAUCCAGAAGUAAAUUCCUAUUUUGUUUGUUUGUUGUUUCUUUUGCAUGGGAAUGAUGAAAUCCAGCUGGAUAUAAAGAACAUAUCAUAUUUUCCUC
Messenger RNA from Brassica oleracea var. oleracea, 1168 nucleotides. Its product is annotated as probable BOI-related E3 ubiquitin-protein ligase 2. Gene Ontology annotation, molecular function: ubiquitin-protein transferase activity. The record is from RefSeq and is a predicted model, not a curated record. Lineage: Eukaryota; Viridiplantae; Streptophyta; Magnoliopsida; Brassicales; Brassicaceae. The coding region runs from base 214 to 918 and encodes 234 amino acids. The transcript has 2 exons.